AGUGUGGGCUCUGCAGGCGGCGGCGGGUAGCCGUGCCCACCUCUUGGGGUGCAGGCGGCUCCCCCAGCCUGCUGCCCUCGGGCGUGAGCAACGUGCCUCCGCUCGCAUGGCAGCCAGGGCUGCUCAGGGAGGGCGAACGUCUCAGCCAAAGAAAGUCCUUUCCCUGCCCCCACAGCAAAGGCUCUGCCUCAAGCGAGGAUGGAGCUAGGAUGGGGCGAGGCUGGAGCAAGGAUGGAGCGAAGCUGGAGCGAGGAUCGGCUCCAUCUGCCCCGCUGCCCCCAGGAGAGCGCCUGAGCCGCAGGAUCCCUCCCCACCAUCCCUCCCCUACCCACAGUGCUGCCUCUCCCCCCCCCCUCUCUGCUUUCCUCAGGCUGGCGCCUUCAAUUAUUCAUGCCCCCCAUUGCAGACAGCCUGUGCACGCUGGGCUGGUGCCAUCGCCUUUCAAACCGGUGCUAGCUGGGAAGCUCCAGCCGCCUUCCCAGCCUGCCGGCUCCAGAGCAGGAGCAGGGCAGGGAGAGCCGUUCGGUGAGCAGCUCACAUUCCCGAGGAAGACAAGCCUGGCUCCUUCCUUGCAUCGUUUGCAAGCGUUAGUGUCUCACCGUCAAUAAAGCUGCUGUUGAAGGGCUGAAGGCUGGAGGGACCGGUGCCCCGGCUCCCCGGGGUACUGCCCUUCUCCUUUCUUACACACCCCGAUGAUUAUUCUAUCAAUUACUUUCAUAAACACUUUGCAUUCUGCCGGAUUUUUUCAUGCUUCCUGAUGGGAAUUCUCCACCCGAUGUGUUUUUCCUGCUGCUAUUCGUGCAGUCAUUCAACGCAAUUACUUCUGACACCUCUUCUCAUCAAAUGUCUGUGCUUUCUUUUCCCUUGAAGAAGCUGACAGACGAUGGGCCAGACACUGGGAAUUAUUACGUUAGGACAGUGACAGCUAAUUUUAAUCAUAACGUUCCCUGUGAGCGAGGCAGCAAAUCAAACAAACAGCCGGUGCGGCUGCGCACGGUCCGGGAGCCGUGGGCAGCGUUGCGGUGCCGGGGAGCGGGGACCCAGAGCGGGCCGAGGAGCCGGAGGCUCCGCUUCGCUUCCCGCUUCGGCAGGUGCCGCUCCGGGGGCCGGGGCCGGGCAGGCACCCGGGCAGGGACCCGGCUGGGCGCUCUCCCCUUUGCAGCUCCUCUGGGAUUUUGGUUCACGGUGCGAGAAAGACUCGUGCACCUCGGGACAGACAGCCCUUCCCGACCCCAUCCGCCGAUGGCUCUGGCUCUGUCCGGGCUCCUUUUCUCCGUGGCCAGUUCCCCUGGCUGCAGUUUUGCCUCCCACCUGGCUGCCCCCUCCCUGCCGCUCCAGCUGCGGUGGGCGUGCGGCCGGGCACCAGGGCUGUCGGCUGGGCUCGACCGUGCCGGAUGCGUUGAUGCCUUGCGCCGUGUGCUUUGUGCCGAGCUGUACCGGGAUGAGCCCACCGGCCAUGGGGCGGGCAGCGCCGGGCAGGAGGGCGCUGUGCCCGUGAGCACCGGGUGCUGCCGGCUCUGCGGGACAGGUACCAGCACCGUGCAUGGCGUGGGCAGCCCUCUCCGCAGCGGUUGCCAGUGUCGAUGGCUCAUGUUUUGGGUGCUGGGCAUGAGACCGGGGGGGCUGAUCUGCAGUGGAGCGGAGCUUCUGUCUGCCCCAUCCCGGUUCCUGCCCGCUGCCAGGUGCCCUGCCUGCUGGGAAUCAUCUCCUGCCUGCUGGGAAUCAUCCCCUGGCAGAGACCAGCACCAAGGCGAGUGGCGGCUGAAGGACGGCUGCACAGCGCUGCCGAGGGUCCCACCGGGAGCUGUUGUAACAGGCCAUUUUAGGGUUUUUGCUACUUAUACUAUCAAAUAACUGCUCUUCCUCAUUCCCCUCGGGAGGGAAUUGUCUGAGAACCACGACUCCCCCGGAGCCAGCUGGGAGCAGCCAGUCCCCUUGCCUGGGGAAAGCUCCUCAUAGCCAGGGCCGGGCUGGGAAAGGAUUGUCACCGCUGGCGUCUCUUUUGCCGCGGCGGUAAAACCCGGGCAGUGGGGAGGCUGCUGGGAGGGCAGGAGCUGGGGGACAGCCCAGCCAUAAUGGUUCACUGUUAGAAAUACUCGCAGGUUUCAAGGUUAAUUCCAGCUCCCUGGCAAGGUGGGCUCUGGCCUGAUCACAGUCACUGAAUUAGCUGGAUUUUUUUUUUGUUUUUAAUUUAUGCUGCAAAUUUGAGCUAAAUCUGCUGCUAAUAUGACAGUAAAUAGGGGCAGAGAAAUGGCACUCCCGUCCCCAGCGUGCCAGCGGGAGCCCUCCCAUCCCCGGCCAGCGUUUGCAGCACUCCAGCCUGACACUUCUCUUGGAAAUUGCCGGAGGAGAGCAGCGCUCCUGCGGUGCCGGGGCCAGGCUGCGAGUGGCUCGGCACUGGGUGGGUGCUCACCAGGCCGGCACCCGCCAGCACGGCCAGGAGCUGCCCGAGUGCAUCUGUGGCUGGAUCCGUCCCGGGCUCCAGCCCCAUCCCUCAUCCCGUCCCCGCCGGCCGCUCACCACCGAAGCCCUUUGCCCUGGCACAGCUGCCAGAGUUGGAGCUGCCUGCCCUGCUCUCGCCGGUGACACCGUCCAUCGCACUGCUGUGUUUAUGUACCGCUUUGUGGCCAUGAUGUGUUUUUGGCGACCCGAGGUCAGCAUCCCUGCUCGCAGGCUUGUCAGGAGGAGAUGCAUUCGCAGAUGUUAACGGGCAGAUGGGAAGAGGAGGGAGGUUUCAGCCCAACCUGCAUAGCACACACCAGCAACCCUCACGUCCCUGCUGCGGGGACAGCGUGGGCCCGGCACAGCCAGCGUGCUGGAGCGGUACGCAGGCUUCUGCUCCCAGGUCCCCCCGGGGGAUGCCUCCUGGGCCCCAUGGCACCAAGGAGGAUCCGUCCCUCCUGCGGUUACUGACCGGUGCACGUGCCGGGAUGCGUCUCAAGCGCCUUUGCCGCCGGCUGGACAUCGGUGCCUCUGCAGUCAACUGUCCCCCUCCAUCAGCCGGGGGAACACGGGUACCUGGGGAGGGGAAGGCGCCGUCGGCUGCAGUUGCUGUCAGACGCGUUUGCUUUUCCUGCAGCGGUGCAGGCGCGCGGGGCGGCACAAACCCAUCGGGUCGGGAGCCAGCCCCAUGCUGGGGAUGCAGGGCAGGGUUUGUGUGGACUCGCCAGUGGGCAGGAGCAGGAGCAGGAGCAGGCCCUCGGCAGCCAUCCCCAGGCUGAGCACUGCCGACAGCCCUGGUGCCGAGCUGGAGAGCAUGGAGACAGCGGGGCUGGGGGGCACAGGGAGGGGAUGGCUGUCUCGGCACCUCCGCAAGGUUCUCUCUGGGGGAUCUCCAUACACAUGCUCCGCAGCCGGCAGGGAGGGAGCAGCUCGGCUCUCCUGGCAGUGCCGCCUGCUUUCUUCUGCCUCAUUUUGCCCCGUGGUGGCGGGGGGGCCCUGGUGGCAUCUGUGCUGGGAGCUGCCGGUGGUGGAAAGCCGGUGUGAGAGCGGUGCAGCCCCCAGGGUGGGUGGGUGGUGAUGGCCACACCGACCUGCCGGUACCCUUGGCAGAUCUGGGUGCUGGUGGGGACCGGCUCGCCUGGACGCAGCCUGGGGGGCCGAGCGGUUGGCGGGACGCGGCUUCUGACAGCACUUGGGGCCAGACUCCAUCGGAGCUGCCGGGGGCAUGCCUUCAGCCAGGCUUGGGGUGCCCCUCGCCCCAGCGCGGACCCAGGGCUGCAGUGGCCAUAUCCAGGGCCAGUUCCCUUCCCGCCGUGUCUCAUGGCACACUCCUGCUGCCGGGGGCGUGGGGAGGGGGCCGCCGAGGGAGCGGAUGACAGGAGUGUGAGGCUGAGCCAGCAAUUAGUCCUCUAAGUGUCUUGACUCACCGAACCAUAAUAAACCAUGAAUUAUGACUGGGAGCUUUGUGAAGGGAAGAAUAAGCCACACUUGAUCGCAGCCCAUGGCAUAACAGCGGCAGCCGGAGGGAGGGACGAGGGGCGGCAGAGGCGGCACGGUCCUGCACCCGCCUGCCCGGGGGCAUCCUCCUCCCCUGGGGCUGGGGGAGGCUGGGAAGCCCCCAGCCCCUGUCCCUGCCCAGCGCAGGACGGAGCUAGCCCCCCGCCACCGCCGCCUGCCGCCCCUCCGGCCCGGCUGCAGCUCUGGCGAGGGGCUGCUGCUCGUUUAGGCAGAGAAAGAAACAUCUGAUUGACCAGUGCUGUAAUGGUUUGGUGGGGUAAAUAACUCGUGGAGCAAGCACGAGUGCUAACUAGGUGACUAACACGCAUUUGCAAACGUUCAGUAUGUAUUUAAUCGUCCUCCAAUAUAUGUUUACACGAACGCUAACCUGAGGGCAUGCCCACAUCCCUGUUUAAGCCAUGGCUGUCCCAGCAGCCGGCGGCUGGUGCCUUGGGGGGGUCCGGGAAAGCCAGCUCGGCUCCUUGCAGGGCUCCACCAAAACUGCAGGCAGCGGGCAGGGUCCUGGCCAGGCUCGCCGGGGCUGCGUGGCCUUGCGUGCUCCACAGGGCAGGGACAGCAGGGGGGACAGGGCAGGGGGACGGGGCGGGGGUCUGGUGGGUCAUUUCCAGGUACCCAGGGUGAUGCACGACCUGGCCUUGCCCCUGGCACGGGUGGGUGGGAGCCACCCUUUCCCCACUGCCCGCUCGCUGCCGGCAGCCCUCCUGCCCAUGCCGAGCGGGGGCCGCAGUAAUGAAUCCUGCCCGCCGUGGGGAGGGAGCGUGGCAGCCUGUAUAUCUCCGGUUUAUGAGAGCACCAAGCUGUCCCAGCAGGCGUUUUCAAUUCCGUUUAUCUGUGUUUCCCCAUUGAGUUCAUUUUAUUUCCCCUGAUUUUUGUUUCCUGGAAGAUUUAUUGAUCCUGAUUUGCUCAGUUUAUGACAGGUAGCAGGCCAUAAAGCACGCGGAGCAGCCAGCCCGUCGCCAGCCCCCUCCCUUCCCCUGCGAGGACACGGCACCAAUGUCAGCGGCGGGGAGAAGGAUGGUGCUGGGUACGGAGGGGCCUGGGGCGGGCAGGGGGCCGGGGCGCUGGUCAGCUCUGGCACCUCGGCUCUCCCCUGUCCCCACCAGCGGUGUCGGUGGGAGCAGGGUCCGGGCAGCUUGGCCGCCCCAGUGCGGGGUCCGUGCCCGGCUGUGGGGCUGCUCGUGGCUGGGGGCUGCCCGGGGGGAGCCGGGAUCUUCUCUGCCCCUCUGUUCCUCCCCAAAGGUGGCCUGUCCCGGUGGCCCCAUGGUGGCAGGGGGCUGGGGGUCGAGGGGGCUCUGCGGACCCAGAGUGCCUUUCCACCCUACUGCCACAGCCCCUCCCGACUGACCUCCGGCGGGUCCCCAAACUGCCCAUCACUUCCAGACGCCACAGCCCCGAUUAAAGCAAUUCUUUGUGUUACCAUUGCCAGCAGCCGCGGGUCUGGCACUCCUGCCCUUUGCUUCGGCGUCUGCUGCCGCACGGGGCGGGGGGGGUCGGUCUGGCUCGGGCGCCCGGUCACCGACCGGUGCGCGGGACGGAGGGUGCCCGGCAGACGUGGCUGUGCCGGGGCUCCAGCUGCAGCCUGCCCGGGGCUGAGCCAGCCAAGGGGCUGCGUGUCAGCUCAGUGUGAGGGUGGUUUUUAGCACGCCCUGGAAAAGCACAGUUAAAUGCUCGUGCUGGAGUUCAGCAGCUCUGCAAACACUCGAGCUCUCGGAUUCCCACGUGGGGGUUGGCUCCACGGCCCACCCGGUACCGACCACCCGUCCCAUCCCGUGCAAAGGCUGCGCAAGUGAGCGCGGACCGGGUAGACCAAGAGAGGUCUGCCCCCAGCAAAAGGGUGACUUGAUGACACUGGUCACUUGUUCCUGCAGACACAGAGCCCGGAGAUGCCUCUGCCUCCUCCUCGCCUCACCAAGGCACCCUGUCCCCGAUGGCCCAGCCGCAGCUCUCCCGGGCGGCUCUCGUGGCAAAAGGGCUUCCCUGUCCCCCGGGAGCUGCCGUCCCCCUCUGGUGUUUCUGGCCGGUGUGGGGCUCAGCCCGCUCUCCUGGCACCUCUCCUGGGCCAUCAGCCACAUUCCGCUCUCGUGGUGCCACGUGGGACUGUCCUGCCAUGAUCCUGGGGCUGGGGGCCGCGCCAGCGGUGGCCUGGCUGCCCCCCCAUCUGGGGUGUCCCAGGGUGACUACUGGGACCGGGAGGGCCAGCACAGCCCAGUGCCCUGCAGGCACCAGCUGUGUUGCAUCCCUUGGCACUGGGGUCCUGGAGCCCCCUCCCCGCAGAGGGACCAUGGGGUAGGAAGCUGGGAUGGAUGGGGCUGGCAGUGAGGCAGAAGAGGGGGACGAAGGGCUGGGAUGUGGAGGGCGGGAGGGAGGGACCGGCCUCACCUUCCCUCCUGCUGUCAGACCUUAUUGUCCGUCCAUCCAUCCCUCUUUCACGGGUUGGUUUAUGGACUGACUGUCUGUUAGGAGCUUCCAGCUUGUCGCUCACAGCUGCUGCGCUGGGGAAGUGGGGAAGGGCUGGCCAUGGGGAGGGGGGUCGGGGUUCUGGAGACAGCAGUGGGCUCUGCGGUCCCCAGGGAUGCUGUGGGAGGGGGCUGCCGGGGCAGGGGCUGCCGCGGGGCCGGCAGGUCCAUCAGCGGGACCUGCCCUCCUUUGGAUACACUUUGAGGCGGCCAAGCCCUGGGGUUAAUUAAUACAUACGCUUCCCAAUUAAAAUCUGAAAGAAAGAAGGUGCUUGAUUCAAUCAAGCCUUCUCUCCGCUCAUCUGCCAAAUUCCCGUCUGUGGGAGCGGAUUUUAAUUGUGUUCAGAGUCAUUUGGACACGGCUGGAGCCCUCAGGUCAUCGUCCCUGCCUCUGCUCCGCAUGCCUGGCCAGGGCCGCGGGGUCCCGGGGGGCUGGCGCAGGCUCUGCCGGGACCCUCUGGCUUUGGCCAUCGCUCCUGCCGUCAGGAAUCCUGCGGAGCAAAAGCCCGAUCCCGGGCCAUGGCUGGGGAACAGGUGGGCGAGUGUUGGUUAAUGGCUGGACGUAACGGCCCCAGCAUCACCGCAGCAGGAGCACGGAUGAGCCCUUUGCCGAGGAGCAGCUGGCACCAGGCAGCGCCAGACCCUCCUGCUCUUCCUGCAACCCUCGACCACCGGAGCUGUUCCCCGGCCCGGGAUUCCCUCCGGCACAGAGCCCGUGCGGCUGCCGGCACCGGGGUCCCGGGCGAACGGGGGUGCAGGAGCCGUGCCGGGAAUCCCACCGGGAGACCCGGGUUUGUUAAACCCUUAUGUUGGGUAUUUCCCUCAGUUCCCCUGCUAAGAUGGAUUAAAGGAAAGCGAUAAGUAUAUGGGAUUUCCAUGCGUCCGGAGGGACGGGGAGAUAUUAAAGGUAUUAACUUUUCUGUCUGGGCUGAUAAUAAUUCAUUUUCAGAGGGGAUCAGGGCUUGGCGAGAAGCCCCAGGGAGCUACACGCCGCUCCCGACGGGGUGCGUGUCCCAGGGGGUUCCGGUGGCACCGGAGGGACCUGCGCGGUGACUGUGAGCCGGCAGCGCCGGUGGCACGAGGUGACUGGUGAAGACGGGAGGGCACAGGGCACCCGGUGCAGAUACAGCAGGACCCUGGUCCGGCCUCUGUGACCCACCGGGGCUGGGCACCACGUGCCGCAGCUCAUGGCGAGGCAG
Molecule: messenger RNA, 7615 nt
Organism: Harpia harpyja (harpy eagle)
Lineage: Eukaryota; Metazoa; Chordata; Aves; Accipitriformes; Accipitridae
Exons: 2
Coding region: 748-1854 (368 amino acids)
Source: RefSeq, a predicted model, not a curated record